UGGACAUUUGAGGAGCAGUUUAAGCAGGUUGUUUUGUAUGAGAUGUCAUCCGAGCCGAAGAGGAAAGAUUUUUUAGAUGAAUUGUUCGCAUUCAUGCAGAAGCGAGGCACUCCGGUAAAUCGUAUCCCAAUCAUGGCCAAGCAGACGCUGGAUUUGUACGAGCUGUUCAGGUUGGUCGUAUCGAAGGGCGGUCUGGUUGAAGUUAUCAAUAAAAAACUUUGGAGAGAAAUUACUAAGGGUCUCAAUUUACCAUCAUCAAUCACGAGCGCUGCUUUCACUCUAAGAACCCAGUACAUGAAGUACUUGUACCCAUUCGAGUGCGAGAAGAUGAAACUGAGUACCCUCUCUGAACUCCAAUCCGCCAUCGACGGGAACAGGCGGGAAGGACGCCGACCAGGCUACGGA
This is a messenger RNA of Helobdella robusta, 405 nucleotides long. RefSeq lists its product as hypothetical. The annotation marks the transcript as partial. Gene Ontology annotation, cellular component: nucleus. NCBI's taxonomy places the organism in Eukaryota, Metazoa, Annelida, Clitellata, Rhynchobdellida, Glossiphoniidae. The transcript has 5 exons. The record is from RefSeq and is a predicted model, not a curated record. Gene Ontology annotation, biological process: regulation of transcription by RNA polymerase II. Gene Ontology annotation, molecular function: DNA binding.